Molecule: messenger RNA, 2409 nt
Organism: Fusarium proliferatum ET1
Lineage: Eukaryota; Fungi; Ascomycota; Sordariomycetes; Hypocreales; Nectriaceae
Exons: 2
Coding region: 1-2409 (802 amino acids)
Source: RefSeq, a predicted model, not a curated record
AUGGAUCCAAUUACGGCAUUCCAAGUCGCUGGGACCGUCGUAACAUUCGUCGAAUUCUCCUACAAUCUAAUCUCUGAGACGCGCUCCAUCUACAGAUCUCCCGAUGGUAAACCAGCCAGGGUCAAUGACCUGUCUAUGGUCAUCAACGAUUUUGCCGACAUUAGUCAUCGCGUCAAACAAGCCCUCGACCUUUCCAAUUGUCAAGCGACGACAGCGUCUGAUGAAAUACUCAUCAGACUAUGCAACGAAAGCCAAGACAUAGCUACCGACUUCCAGCGCGCAUUGACAUGUCUUCAGGCCAACGGCACUUCCAAAGUUGAACAUGUCAAGACAAGUCUUGUCAUCGCCCUCAAGGCGAUUUGGUCCAAGGAUAAGCUUGUAAAACUAGAACAGCGACUUCAGCAGAUUCGGUCUGAGAUGACCAUGGCCAUGCUGGUGGCCCUCUGGGAAAAAGAGAGACUGCGGGGAACAAAAGACGACCAGGAAUUGAAUGCCAAGAUUAAUCAACUUUCAAAAGCUAUUGAUCGGAAUAAUGCCCAGCUCGAUGAUUUCUUCAAGGAGUUAGAUGCCACGACUUCGAAAGAUGACGCGCUAGGUCCGGCUAGGCGCCGGAGGUUAUUCAGCAAUCUCUGGGAUGCAAAUUGGACACCGUCCGACAUUCAUCUGAGAAUUAGCCGCGAAGGCUACAUGGGCAACAAAAGUCUUGACGAGAGUGUCCAGAACCAAAUCAUUCAAAGCUUGCAUUUCCCUGGAAUGGAGGCAAGGGAAAAGUCAAUACCAAAGCCGUAUGAGGCUACAUACCGUUGGAUCUACUCUAACCAAGCUGCGGCGGCAGUCAAGCGACAGAGCUUUCCCCAGUGGCUCGGAGACUAUUCUAACAAGAUAUACUGGAUCACAGGCAAACCAGGGUCAGGCAAAUCGACCUUGAUGAACUUUGUCAUCCAUAGCCCUGUUACCGAGCAGCGCCUUCAAGCUUGGGCUACGCCUACGCCUCUCCUGCGGGCGCAUUUUUUCUUCUGGGAAGCUGGACAGAGCAGCCUGCAGAGGUCGCGAGAGGGUUUGCUGCAGACGCUUCUGUGGCAGUGUUUGCAGGAGAGGCCAGAUUUAAUCCAGCGAGUGACGCCCCGAAGAUGGAUGGUUCACCAUGUGCUGAACGGGCUGGAGACACCUGCACCAGCUUGGUCCUGGGAAGAACUUCGAGAAGCCUUUUUCAUCUUGGCAUCUGAGAAUAGCAGGUCAUUCAAGCUGGCGCUCUUCCUAGACGGCCUGGAUGAGUUUCAGGGAGAGCCGUCUGUGCUGAUCCAGUUCGUUAAGGAUUUGGUAACGAGCUAUGGUGUCAAGAUUUGCGUGGCGAGUCGACCUUGGACAGAUUUCGCCGAUGCUUUUGAUGAGUAUCCAAUGCUCACGAUGCAGUCCCUCACACAAAACGACAUUUCAGUAUAUAUCAAGGGUAGCUUCGAAGCUAGCAAAGCCUAUCGAGAGCGACGAGUUCUAUUUCCGGAUCAAGCCGAGAAUCUACUGCGAGACAUCGCCAACAAAGCUCAGGGUGUCUUUCUCUGGGUCUUCCUUGUUGUCAGAGACUUGAUCCACAGCCUUUCUAGAGGACGCAGCCUAAGCGAUCUCCAAGCGAUUGUUGAUGAUCUUCCAACCGAUCUACAUAAGCUGUACACCAAAAUGAGAGAGAGGGUGGAUCCAGAGGACAUGGGGAAUUCUGCUCGGUAUUAUCAACUUAUAGUUGCUGCUCUCAGCCCAUUGCAUGCGGUGACGCUCUGGAUGGUGGAUGGAGAAAAGCUUCCAGAUGGCGACACUUUUACGAAUGAGAUGCAGGAAAAUAUUAACAAGGUCUUGCAAAGACGUCUGGACAGCUCUACAAAGGGUAUAUUGGAACUCAACGACAACGGCAUCGUGACAUUUCUACACCGCACCGCACGAGACUGGGUCCUCCAGACGGCUGGUAGCGCAGGACUACAAGCUCAAGCACCGUCAGGCUUUAAUCCUCAUCUAGUCCUACUACAGGUACUAACCGAACAAUUGGGUCACGAGAGGAUCUACAGUUGCCUAGGCCAGUCGCAGCUUGCCUUUUGGACCUUUGUAUUUCUCGGCUUCCUGUACGCCGUGCAAAUCGACAACAGGGCAUCUCAGCUCGUCCGAGCCAUUGACGACUUCGACGCCGCCUUAUCUAAGCGCGCUGCUAACCUCGGAAGCAAAGGCUACGUCUUCAGUUCAGAUCCCACCACGGCGUCGUCGCAAAAGGCAAGCCGAUGGUAUUCUCUUCGGAAAGGCAAAGGUAGCGCUCAUUCCAGCCAUUGGUCAUGCACGCAAUAUGGCGCAAGUGACGCAGAGAGCGGCAUAGUCGGCAUCGCAGCCCAAUUCGCAGUGGCACCAUAUGUUAUAGAAAAGACGAAGUAG